CCUUGCAGUCCAGAACCCGCGGAACACAUACCCAUAUUGAAGCAUUACACGAACCACGCUGGACCCGCAUGGUUCCUUCUCACCGAACACCCACCCUCUCCAGACUCCCACGCUAAGAAGUCCGCAUAGGCCAGGAAGCCAUUCUCCCUUGCAAGAUUGUGACAUCUCACGCCGCCGUUGAGAAGGCCCAUGGAUUCCGUCAGUGCCGUCACAUCCUAUCUGCAACGUCUCAACCUCCGGGAUCAUGAUGUCUACCUCGCCGCCACGACUGCCGUGCUACUCAUUUCUGCGGCUGUUGUCGCGAGACGCGAGACGCAGACACGCCCAGUGAUCUACCGCGCGCCUCGACCUCAAUCUUCGGUUACUGAGCAGAAUGCGAAUACUCUGGUUCCGUACCCGCGAGACUGCAUGCCUGGCGGCCGAGACGUCGAUACGCCACAUGGGGGGGUACGAGUCUAUGAAUGGGGUCCGCGAGACGGCCGGAAAGUGCUCUUCAUUCACGGGAUCAGCACGCCUUGUAUUGCUCUUGCACCGAUGGCGAAACUGCUAUCUGCGGAGGGUUGUCGAGUGAUGCUGUUCGACAUGUGGGGCAGAGGGUACUCAGAUGCACCGGAUCCGAAGAUUUACAGGCAGGACAUUGGUCUGUUCAGCUCUCAGGUGUUCUCCGUGCUGGCAAGUUCGCCGCUCGAUUGGUGUGGCGACGGCUUUGCUCUGGUAGGAUAUUCGCUCGGCGGUGGCAUAGCUGCGUCCUUUGCGAGCUAUUAUCCGUUGCUGGUGCGAAGUCUCGUGUUGUUGGCACCGGGAGGACUGAUCGAUCCAAAGAGAAUGAGCGUGAGUAGUCAUUUACUUUACGGCGGACUAUUGCCAGAUUGGAUGGUGAACUCCAUUGUCCGUUGGAUCUCGAUCUUUGAUGGUAGGCCAAAAGUCUCACCUGACACUGCUGUCGCCUGGCAGGUCGAUGCUCAUCCUGGUUUCCUCCCGUCUUUCGUAUCGUCCUUGAAGCAUGGUCCGAUCUACGAUGUUCAUGACCGGUAUCGAGUUCUUGGCGAGCAGUGCGAAGCUGUACGCGCAGGUCUGGACGAGGAGCAAGACACUGCUGGACUGAGAGAAGGCAGGGUGCUCUUGAUUGUGGGCGUCCAGGACACGGUCAUCUUGCCCGAUGAGACAGCGGAUGCUGCUGUUCAGGCGAUUGGAGUGGCCAACAUUGAAGUUCUCAAACUGAAAGGCGGGCAUGACUUGCCUAUUGCCAACACUCAAGGCUGCGUGGAUGCAAUCGUGGAGUUCUGGGAAGGCUUUUGA
This is a messenger RNA of Zymoseptoria tritici IPO323, 1299 nucleotides long. RefSeq lists its product as uncharacterized. Lineage: Eukaryota; Fungi; Ascomycota; Dothideomycetes; Mycosphaerellales; Mycosphaerellaceae. Bases 190 to 1299 code for a protein of 369 amino acids. The transcript is spliced from 2 exons. The record is from RefSeq and is a predicted model, not a curated record.